AUAGGCCCAUUAAGAAUGACCCACAAACAGAAACCAAAACCAAACAGGCGCUUUGGAAGUAGAUGAAGAAGAUUCAGCAGCUCCCAUACCGUCAUAUAAUCGGGGUUUUAGGGUUCGUCAAGUAAACUUGCCAUGUUCAUCCUCGCGAAAGCAUACUGCCAACACAUGCCCCAUAACAUCCCUUUUAACCAUUGCAGAGGACCUCCUAACCUUCAAAACCCCAUUUCUCUGUUCGCAAUCACAUCGCCAUCGUCGCCGUCUUCUGUUAUACCCGCAGACCCAAACCCCCAUGACUCCAUCAAUAAGCCCCAAUUCGGUCACUUCGUCAUCCCCACCAUCGCAAUCGCUGCUUCUGCUUGGUUCUUCAUACGUCUCCACCGAAGCCCACCAAUCAUCACGGCUCCGAUCGAUUUGCAGUUCGAAUCGGAGGAAGAAGAAGAAGGUGCGAUCAAAGAGGUCCCAUUGAAGCAGAAGCCGAAUUACGUGCGGGCACUUCACAUGUACAGAGUCAAGCAAGGGACGGUGGUGAAAUUGAUCGAAGUAUAUGAAAAGAAGGAGUACGAGGCGUUGAAGGAGAGGAUAAGGACGUCGGCGGAGUGGCUGGAGAGGGCGAGGAGAGGGCUGGAGGAGGUAGUGCCGAGAGACCCAGGUCGAGCGAGGGAGUACUCGCAGGUGGUGGAGGAGUUGAUGGAGAUUCUGAAGGAGAUGGAGGUUUACAUUGAGAAAUGCGAGAAGGAGAACGUGAAGGGGUACCUGAGACCGUGCAACAGGUUGCUUUCUCGUGUCAGGAGAAUGGAGGCUCAGAUUCUUGAUGUUCUCAAAGAGUUUCAGGACAGUGGAGGAAGAGGGAGGGGCCAACGUGCAGUGCAGGCUCUAGCCGAUGGAACGGGAAGGCGUGCAAUAAUUCUUACAGGGAACCAAAAACUCUAAGCGAUUCAGAGGCUCCAAACAUGCGUACCUCACCAAAUGAACCGAGCCAAGCCAACAGAGCAGAAGCUUCAUUCGGAUCCUUUUCUUCUUCAUAAGCCGCCCAAAAAGCCCAGGCUUGCUUCAUGGGGACGCCGUGGACCAAAUGUAGUGGGCCAAUAUUUUUCAUAUGAGGUGAACUACGGCCCAUUCCAUUAUAUUUUUUUGAUGGGCCAGGC
This is a messenger RNA of Tarenaya hassleriana, 1145 nucleotides long. RefSeq lists its product as uncharacterized. The transcript has 2 exons. NCBI's taxonomy places the organism in Eukaryota, Viridiplantae, Streptophyta, Magnoliopsida, Brassicales, Cleomaceae. Bases 133 to 930 code for a protein of 265 amino acids. The record is from RefSeq and is a predicted model, not a curated record.